AUGGACCCGUUCCUCGACGACGAAGUCACGGAUGAGCAGCCGAAUGGCGAGGAGGCGCCAGCAUACCACCCAAAGGGAGAGGAGGGGUUGCCGGUGCAGGGCGAGACCCGGAGCAGUCCAGCCUCGAUUUUGAUGCGCGGGCUCGGCAGCGAUGACGGCGAAAAAGUGACGGCGGAGGACGACCGCAAUCUGCUUGGCGACCCGUCUGUGGCGGGAGCAUCAACGGCGCUCGCAGGAGGUGGAGGCGACAAGGGCGUCGGGCGUUCGCCCAAGUAUCAGGAGUUCCUAUCUAGAUAUUCGCCCUUGCUGACACAUCGUAUGGCCGGAGACUCGGCUCGGCUACUGGACGGCCUCGGCGAUGCCGUUCGCGCGGUGCUCGCGCACAAGAACAGCUUGACUGACGAAGAGUGGCUCGUCGCGCUUGCGCACGUUGAAGCCAUCCGCUGCAGCAGGGCGGCGGCGGGGAUAGAGCUCGAGGACGACACUCCGCAGUGGCUUGUGGAAGCGGCGAUGAAGAUGACGCUGGUGGAGCCGGAGGAGGAGUCGCGGCCCGCCUUCUCAGAGUCGGACUGCCGGCGCGCUGGCUGGUGUUGUGGGGAUUCUUAA
Molecule: messenger RNA, 606 nt
Organism: Emiliania huxleyi CCMP1516
Lineage: Eukaryota; Haptophyta; Isochrysidales; Noelaerhabdaceae
Exons: 1
Coding region: 1-606 (201 amino acids)
Source: RefSeq, a predicted model, not a curated record